AUGGUACAGAACGACCCAUUACUGGUGGAGUAUCAGGGUGAGUGGUAUGAUCUAUCGGCGUUUGCGCACAAACAUCCCGGUGGCAAGAACUCUCUCGCUGGGCUACACGACAGAAACAUGGAGGAACGGUUUGCGCGUGCCCCCGGACAUUCCCAGGCGGCCAAAUAUCUGAUGAAGGAGUACAAGAUCAAACCACUAGAUUCCGGGCGGCACGCGAAACAGAACGGAUCGAAUGGUCUCCGAAAUGGUCUUCACUCUCGCAACGGACUACACGACAGCGGAACACGAACGGGUGCGGACGACCUAACACACCUCACGGACGACAGUAUGGAGCACUUGGUGGAUUGGAGAAAGCCGAUGCUCUUUCAAAUACACAAAAUAGGACCCCAAUAUGCCGAAUGGGUGAACAAACCGGUCGACCGGGAGCUGCGCCUGUUGGGACCGUCCUGGUUGGAAAACAUGACAAAAACUCCGUGGUGGAUCGUUCCCGCGUUCUGGAUACCGGCCAUCUGCUACAUCAUACACCUCGGCAGCCAAGAUCUGGCCACCGAACGGCGCUUCAGCGAAGCGACACAGUCGUUUUUCACGAUUGACCUGUACCUACACCUGCUGAUCGGCAGCAUCGUCUGGACGUUGCUCGAGUACUCGCUGCAUCGCUGGGUGUUCCAUCUGGACCCGAAGUACAAUCGGUUCCUGCAAACGUUCCACUUUCUUAUCCACGGCCAGCACCACAAGGUUCCGUUCGAUCCAUACCGGCUAGUGUUUCCCGUGCCACCGGCGAUCCUGCUCACCACCAUCUUCUAUCAGCCACUGUACUACCUGUUUCCGUUCCCCAGAAUUACGCUUGCCGGCGGUUUAAUAGGUUACCUUACAUACGACCUCAUCCACUACUACCUCCACUAUGGAAGUCCCUCCGGAGGCCAUUUGUAUCACAUGAAGCGUUAUCAUUACUCGCACCAUUUCGUUCAUCACGAUCUCGGAUACGGCAUUAGCAGCGACGUAUGGGAUAAACUGUUCGGAACGCGCAUCGUGCUGGCGAAGCUGAAAUAUCUUCUCAAAUGGUGAUCACAGCAGGUGGAGUGGCCAAUGGAAC
Messenger RNA from Anopheles cruzii, 1093 nucleotides. RefSeq lists its product as uncharacterized. Bases 1 to 1065 code for a protein of 354 amino acids. Gene Ontology annotation, biological process: lipid biosynthetic process; fatty acid metabolic process. The transcript is spliced from 4 exons. The record is from RefSeq and is a predicted model, not a curated record. Lineage: Eukaryota; Metazoa; Arthropoda; Insecta; Diptera; Culicidae. Gene Ontology annotation, molecular function: iron ion binding; fatty acid 2-hydroxylase activity. Gene Ontology annotation, cellular component: endoplasmic reticulum; membrane.